This is a messenger RNA of Camelina sativa (false flax), 637 nucleotides long. NCBI's taxonomy places the organism in Eukaryota, Viridiplantae, Streptophyta, Magnoliopsida, Brassicales, Brassicaceae. The record is from RefSeq and is a predicted model, not a curated record.
GUCUUCGGGACAUUCAUCGAUAAAGUAUCAGACAAGAAUAUGUCUCAAAGAGGAUUCAAAAGAGUGAGCUUUAGUCCGGAAUCAGAAGAAGCAAACGACGAACCAAUCUUUCUAACACACACCGGUCUCAGCUCAUCACGGCAUGGUCGUCGGAGGGUCGUCGUCGGAAUUCUCAGUUUUGGCGUCAGUAGCUCGCCGGCAGCAAGGAGAUUACUCCGGCGUAUAGGAGCAGGAGUCGGUAAAACGUUUCGUUUUGUAUCUUUCGGCAAGAAGAGUAAUAACACGAAAACGACACCGUCGUCUUCGUCUUUUUCUUGCUCUUCCUCAUCUUACUCUUCGUCGUCUGUAUAUCUGGCCAAGUCAAAGUCUCUAAACGAAUCGGAGUCUCACCGUGCAGAAGCUAUUGAGGACUGCAUCGAGUUCUUAAACUCUUGUUCGUCUAUGUCGAGAUCAAACUCGAUCUCCACGUGGUCUUGCUAAACUACGGGUUUGACCGAUUCAGGUUCGGGUUCAAUCGACAAAGCUUCAAAAAUUAUUAUUAUUAUUCUUUUGUAAUGUAAAAGAUUUGAAAUUUUAGGGUUGCGUGUAGAUGAUAAGUUGCUUCAGUUAGCUAGUGACUACUUAAAAGGUUAUAAUU